AUGAAGCUGGCCCGGCUCCUGCUGCUGCUGAGCGGGUGCGCGCUGCUGCUGGCCCCGGCGGUGCGGGGGUGCGGGCCGGGCCGAGUGGUGGGCAGUCGGCGGCGGCCCCCCAGGAAGCUCAUCCCGCUGGCUUACAAGCAGUUCAGCCCCAACGUGCCGGAGAAAACCCUGGGCGCCAGCGGCAGGUACGAGGGCAAGAUCGCCCGCAACUCGGAGCGGUUCAAGGAGCUGACCCCCAACUACAACCCGGACAUCAUCUUCAAAGACGAGGAGAACACGGGAGCCGACCGCCUCAUGACCCAGCGCUGCAAGGACCGCCUGAACUCCCUGGCCAUCUCGGUGAUGAACCAGUGGCCGGGCGUGAAGCUGCGGGUGACAGAGGGCUGGGACGAGGACGGGCACCAUUCGGAGGAGUCGCUGCACUACGAGGGCCGAGCCGUGGACAUCACCACCUCCGACCGGGACCGCAACAAGUACGGCCUGCUGGCACGUCUGGCCGUGGAGGCCGGCUUCGACUGGGUCUACUACGAGUCCAAGGCCCACAUCCACUGCUCCGUCAAGUCAGAGCAUUCGGCAGCAGCGAAGACGGGCGGCUGCUUCCCUGCCCGGGCCCUGGCGACGCUGGAGGGUGGGGUGAGGACCCCCCUGUGGGCGCUGCGCCCGGGGCAGCGGGUGCUGGCUAUGGACGAGCAGGGCCGGGCCACCUACAGUGACUUCCUGGCCUUCCUGGACAAGGAGGCGUCGGCGCCGACCACUUUCUACGUGAUCGAGACCCGGGAGCCGCCACGUCGCCUGUCCCUGACCCCUGCCCACCUGCUCUUCGUGGCUGAGAACUCCACGGCGCCCGCUGCCCGCUUCCAGGCCACCUUCGCCAGCCACGUGCGGCCCGGUCACUACGUGCUGGUGGCAGCAGUGGGGAAGAGCCUGCGGCCGGCUAGGGUGGUGGAUGUCUCCACCCAGACAGACUUCGGGGCCUAUGCCCCCCUCACUCGCCACGGGACCCUGGUGGUGGACGACGUGGUGGCCUCCUGCUUCGCCCUGGUGCAGGAGCAGUGGCUGGCGCAGCUGGCGUUCUGGCCACUCCGGCUCUACCACAGCCUGGCGGGCGGGCACAGGACCCAGCCGGAGGGCGUGCACUGGUACCCGGGGCUGCUGUACCGCGUGGGCCGGCUGCUGCUGGCCCCGGAGAGCUUCCACCCACUGGGGACGGCCCAGUUCGAGAGCUGAGGGCUGCUGGGGAGCGGAGGGGUGGCCGUUGGGCCGCUCUGCAGGGAGCGGCUGCCUGGGAAGAGGAGCCAGCCACGCUCUGAAUGCCGCCUGCCCUAGGAAGUGGGGCCGCUGGGCCUGUGCAGGGCCCGGCCAGAGUGGGCACGUCCUCCCCUGGGCCCGGAUCCCGUGUGCCAGCAUGGCUGGGCGGCACCACACAGACCCGGGCGGAGCCACCGGCCUGGGGCUGGGGGACCCAGCUCAAGUCCCCAGCUCCUCUGGGAGGCCUGGACCUGUGCGGCCUGGAUGCCAGUCUCCCCCCCUCUGCUGCUGGCACCAGGACUGGCCCAGCUCCCUGCCAGCCUGGGCUCUGCCAACCGGCCCAGGGCCCCGGGCCGGGGGGGCUGCAGGAGGGGGCGCCCCAGCUGGAUCUACAUGCUGCUAUUUUUGUGCGUGAUUCGCUAAUGACCAA
Molecule: messenger RNA, 1678 nt
Organism: Gopherus evgoodei (Goodes thornscrub tortoise)
Lineage: Eukaryota; Metazoa; Chordata; Testudines; Testudinidae
Gene: IHH
Product: Indian hedgehog signaling molecule
Exons: 3
Coding region: 1-1227 (408 amino acids)
Biological process (GO): multicellular organism development; protein autoprocessing; cell-cell signaling
Molecular function (GO): calcium ion binding; patched binding
Source: RefSeq, a predicted model, not a curated record